Molecule: messenger RNA, 1836 nt
Organism: Candoia aspera
Lineage: Eukaryota; Metazoa; Chordata; Lepidosauria; Squamata; Candoiidae
Gene: CFAP157
Product: cilia and flagella associated protein 157
Exons: 9
Coding region: 151-1836 (561 amino acids)
Biological process (GO): sperm axoneme assembly
Cellular component (GO): cilium; ciliary basal body
Molecular function (GO): microtubule binding
Source: RefSeq, a predicted model, not a curated record
UGGCGUUCUUAGAUUCUCUGGCUCUGUUGCUAUGUACAUCUGUUUAUCCUAGCAACAGGACAGGCAUUCUGGCUUUUAAAGAACCCCUGCUCCGGUUUUCCUUUUUCCCUCCCCCCUUCCUGAAAGGCAGGCUCUUGAUUAGGGUCAGCGAUGGCACCCAAAAAGAAGGGGCGCAGAAAAGAGGAGGGCCCCAAAGAGCUGGAAAUCGAUGACAGCAUUGUGCCGGAACAUAGCCGAGAGUUUUAUCUGAUUCAGAUCCGAGAGUUGGAGGGGCGCCUGGCCCGAUACCAGCAGAAAUGGGAUGAGCUGCAAGUGAGCGAAGAACUUUUCCGGAGCGAAUAUGAAAAGAUGCUGGCCGACAACAAGGAGAUUGUGUCCUUCCUGAAGAAGACGCUUAACCAACGGGUGGACGAGAUUGCAGACUUGAACAGUCAGUUCCAAAAUCUCCAGCAUGCCAAAGACUCGGAGAAGGAUGCUUUUGAAACCCAACUGGUCCAGCUGAGACACGAAUUCCAGGAGACCAAGGACCAGCUCACGUCGGAGAAUAUGUUGCUAAGCGGGAAGUUGGCCGCGCUGGAGGAAUUUCGGCUCCAGAAGGACGAGAUCUUGGCCAAGUUUGCCGAGCGGGAAAAUCAGCUGAAGAAGGAGGAGGAACAACAUAAAGAAGUUAUCUAUAACCUCGAACGGAAGGCUGUCAUAGAUAAAGAACGGCUGAAGAAGGACAUGCUGCACCGGGUGAACACCGUGGCAGCCGAGUUCCGGAAAGUUUCCAACAACCAGAUGGCGGAGACCACCAAGCGCACCAUCCGGGAGAACGUCACCAUCAGCCUCCAGCUGACCAAAAUCACGGAGCAGAGCCUCCAGCUGAUCCAGGAGAACGACCGCCUGAAGGAGGCCCAUGCCGAGGCCAUGAAACAGCUCCAGUUGCUGGAGAACAACGAGAAGAUGAUGGCUAAAAACAGCCUCAGCAACCAGAAGAUGAUUUGGAUGCUGACCGAGAAGUGCAAAAAACUGCAGACUCAGGUGGACGAAUACCUGAAAACAAAGACACUCCUGAGCAAGACGCAGAAGUCCAGCGAAACCCUCUUGCAGCAGAAUUUGAUACUCCGAGAAGAGCUGGCCAUGCUGAAAGAAGAAAUGGCCCAAAAAAUGGCGAAGGAGCAAGACCAUGUGAAGUUGCUGAAAGGGGAGCAGCAGCGCCGGGUGAACGCCGAGAGGGUGCUCAAGCACGUGGCUCAGAGCCUCAAGGAAGUGCUGGUGGAACGGCCGCUGGAGGAGGAGGACGGCGACUUUGAUGUGAUCUUCCAACUGCGGCGCAACGACGCCUUGAGCAGCAUCCUGAGCCUCCUGCACAAGAGCAUCACCCACCUGGAAGCCCACCAGGCGCUCCACCCUGUCCCGAUAGAGAGCAAGCUGGUCAAAGUCACCAACCUGGCCACGAGCUCCUCCAACGAAUGGCGCAUGAAGGCUUCCCACAUGAUGUCCCACUGCAACAUCUUCAAUAUGCCGAAGCCGAAGCAUGUGCACAGCAUGCCCUCCAUGGUCUCUCUCUCCUCCAAGCAGUUCGUCACCCUCCGCCCGUAUUCCAGCACAACCGAGGUCAGUGGGGAGCAGGGCUCGGCGGGGCUGGGAAGGGGAGGGAGGAACAGCUUCCGGAAAACAUCUUUAGUCAGAAUGUGGAAUGCCGAGGGGCGCACCAGUGUCACCGCGCCAGUCAGGAGCGCCAUCCAGGUGCCGGAGAAAGUCGUCCAGGGGACCAAGGAAGUGGUCCAUGAAGAAUGCGACUUGCCAGAACUAGUGACCCACGUCACCACGCAGGAACUGCUCAGCAAGUAG